UGCACAGCCGGGGACAGCUGCUGCUCUGAGUCCUCCAGAACUCAGUUGAACAUGGCUUUCAAGGAACUAACAUCCAGAGCAGUACUUCUUUACGAUGAGUGGAUUAAAGAUGCUGAUCCACGUGUGGAGGACUGGCCACUCAUGUCCUCUCCAAUCCCCCAGACAAUCCUCAUUGGGGCAUAUGUUUACUUUGUCUCGUCUUUGGGACCACGGCUGAUGGAGAACAGAAAACCUUUUGAUUUGACAGGGAUAAUGGCUGUGUAUAACUUAUCCAUGGUCAUUUUCUCCUUGUACAUGUGUUAUGAAUUCCUUAUGUCAGGCUGGGCUACAGGAUAUUCCUUCCAAUGUGACAUUGUGGACUACUCU
Staurois parvus is the source of this 366-nucleotide messenger RNA. The record is from the annotation of a GenBank genome assembly. Lineage: Eukaryota; Metazoa; Chordata; Amphibia; Anura; Ranidae.